This is a messenger RNA of Daldinia decipiens, 2602 nucleotides long. Its product is annotated as cytochrome P450. Gene Ontology annotation, molecular function: iron ion binding; monooxygenase activity; heme binding. The record is from RefSeq and is a predicted model, not a curated record. Lineage: Eukaryota; Fungi; Ascomycota; Sordariomycetes; Xylariales; Hypoxylaceae. The transcript is spliced from 4 exons. Bases 590 to 2227 code for a protein of 545 amino acids.
ACCAGAUUUACACCUUACAUCCACUACUACUUAUAGGCUAACCAUACAUAUUAUCAAGUCAUAUAAUGGGGGAAUCUAUUUUUAAAAAAUGAUAGAUAAUCGACACUCUUACUUUAAAGCUGACCGCCACAGGACAAGCGUAAAAUGUAUAGUGCUACAUUGUAUGUACAAUAUCAAUAAUCCGACCGGGCCUCUCGGACUCAUUCGACGCACUAGGCUGGAUAAGAAAUGCACUUGUUAUUUCCUACCAAACGAGAGGAGGAGUGGAUAAUCAAGUGAGGCCAUUCCUGAUGGAUCACCAAGGCGCUUAAGUGCCGGAGGAUCGAUGCGAUGGGCUAUAUGUACCGAAAAUAACCUUAUUUACCCCUGUAAACUACCUAGGUAACUAUAUAGUUCUCUAUCGAGUUGUUACUUGGUAGUAUUACACGCUGCCCGAGUCCUAGGAUGGAUAGGUAUGUUCGAAGGAGUUGCUGAUGUCCAGUAAAAGUGGCCACGAUGCCGAGUCGUCAGAGAUAGGGGGUUUGUGUCCCGGAGGAUGCCGUCCCCCCAUCUUGAGCUCUGACGCCUUCUCUUGGCACGAUUUCUUAGUAUGCUGUCGACUACGACCGGCUACGCUUGUCUGGGGGCCGCUGCCCUGGGAGCUUUCUCCCAUCUUGCUAUCUUUAUUCGCGGCGAAUGGCAUAUGCAAGCACCUACACUCUUUACAAUCUACUCUUUCCUCGCUUUCGUCGUCUUUUUCGUCGAGCAGCGACUCGGAGCGGACGUUAAUACCAGUUUCAAGAUUGCUUCUCUAAUAGUAAGCUCAUAUGCAACUGCGCUGUUCACUAGCAUCGUCAUAUAUCGAAAGUUCUUCCACAGACUACGACACUUCCCUGGACCCUGGCUAGCAGGAGCCACGAAGUUUUGGCACGUAUGGCAAUGCCGUACGGGGAAGAAUUUCCUCGUCAUUGAGGAGCUGCGCAAGAAGUAUGGCCCAGUUAUUCGGACUGGCCCAGAGGAGAUCACCUUCGUCGACGCUGCUGUUCCCCUGGCUGUUGAUGGACCCAGGAAUAAGUGUACCAAGGCUGUCUGGUACGACUUCUUGCUUCCUGAACUCGCAGUUAAUACAACUCGAAACAUAAAGGAACAUGAUGCUCGACGACGUGUCUGGGACCGAGGCUUCAGCAAUAAGGCUCUUGCCAUCUACGAAGAACGUGUCGUGGAAUAUGCAGAAACACUUGCAUCUCAGAUCGAGAAGCUUGCGAUGGAAGAUUCUCCCGUCAAUGUAUCGGACUGGUUUUACUGGUUUACAUUUGAUGUUAUGGGCGAAUUUGCCUUUGCACGAUCAUUCGGCAUGUUGAAAGAUAAGAAGUGGCACUUCGCAGUUCGCUUGCUGAGGAGAGCUAUGAGCUUGCUGGGGCCAUUUAGCCCGGUACCAUGGAUAGCUCAAAUCGCAUUCUACAUUACCCCCUGGAUGUAUAUCGUUCGGGAUUGGCUUAGUAUGAUGCAGUGGUGUAAGGACCGCAUGGGCGAACGGAUAGCAAGGAAAGUAGAGAGGCCCGAUGUCUCACACUGGCUAAUCGAGGCGUCUCUUGAAAAGGGCUCCUUGGAAGCUGACCGUGAGUGGCUGAAUGGCGAUGCCAUCACCAUCAUCAUUGCUGGAAGCGAUACUAUUGCCCCAACCCUCGUCUUUGCUUUCUACGAGCUCGCUCGCAGCCCUUGGCACCAAGACAUACUACUUUCCGAACUCAAGGAUGUAGAUAUUUACGACAAGUCACAGCUUCAGAACUGCGGCCACCUCAACGCCCUUAUUAACGAAACAUUGCGGCUAUACCCUCCCGUACCUACGGGCGGCUACCGCCAAUCACCCCCAACCGGAAUGACUAUUAACGACGUAUAUAUCCCGGGGAAUAUUACGAUUGUUGCGCCCAGAUACUCUCUCGCGCGUCUUGACUCCUCAUACGAAGAACCCGAUCAGUUCAUCCCCGAGCGCUGGACUACACGACCAGAAAUGGUCAAGGAUGCCCGUGGCUUCGCCCCGUUCUCCCAAGGCCGAUUUAACUGCAUUGGGAAGAACCUCGCGAUGACCGAGAUGCGAUUCGUCAUCGCCUUACUUGUAAAGAAGUUCAGAGUCGAGUUCUGGGGCGAUGAGAAGGGCGAGAAGUUGUUCGCCGAUCUCAGAGAUCAGUUCACGGCCGCGCCAGGACGGCUAGACUUAAGAUUCCGGCUUAGAGAGGAAUCCUCUUAAGCUGUGGACUUGGGUAACUAUUUGUUCUUCUAUUGAACUGGUUUGCAUUGGAUAUAUGCAGCGUUUGUAUGAAUGAUUUAGAUGCAUGUAAAUUUCGAAUAUAAAUGUGCUCUUCUGCACUGGAUGCUGGAAGCGCAAGCCACAGUGGCCAGAAUGAUACCCAACAACGCCCUUCCUUUACCGUAUGGUGUCUUGGAUUAACUCAGAUACUAUGUAUCAUAGCCUAUUGAUUGGGUAACAAUAUAAGAUGUUAUGCUAAUCCUAUUAUGUUGAUGUAUUUUCAGAAGUACAGUAUUAUUAAGUGCUUAAGCUCUCGCUAUUCAUCCUCGCAAUGUUAUAUAAUGCGCGUAUGUCUUAGAUAACAGGUAAAGGGGC